Penicillium cataractarum is the source of this 1815-nucleotide messenger RNA. RefSeq names its product MFS transporter. Gene Ontology annotation, molecular function: transmembrane transporter activity. Gene Ontology annotation, biological process: transmembrane transport. The coding region runs from base 1 to 1815 and encodes 604 amino acids. The transcript is spliced from 2 exons. Lineage: Eukaryota; Fungi; Ascomycota; Eurotiomycetes; Eurotiales; Aspergillaceae. The record is from RefSeq and is a predicted model, not a curated record.
AUGUCGGAAAAUGACGAGCACGAUCAUAGAUCGACACGCUCCCAUCCUACCUCGGAUACCUCUUCAGAUACCGAAGACCCCGCAUCGCGGACACCGUCGCUUUCCCGAGGGAUUGCAGAGUCUGUCAAGUCAAGACGCAUGUCCAAGUCCAACCCCAAGGAUGCGGAUCUCGACCGCAUUCACUCUGCGAAGUACCCCGACGACAACGCUGUGUAUCACAGUCACGACGACGAUGACCUUGACAUGACUGAUGAAUCCUCACUGGAGGCCGCCAAGGUCGAUACCAUCCAGGAAGUAAGAGGUGGAAUCGUGAACGAGCGAGAUGUGGACCUGGAAAGAGGCCAGCAGGAGGAAUCAUCCGAGCUGGAGAAAAUGAAGACGUUGAAAUCGACUAAAUCUCGUCAUGGCGGCAAGCUGGUGACAUGGGAUGGACCCGACGACCCUGAAAACCCCAAGAACUGGCCUACUAAGAAGAAGUGGGCAGCGACCAUCACAGUCUCUCUAUUCACCUUCAUUUCGCCCGUAUCUUCCUCAAUGGUUGCACCAGCCUUGACCACCAUCGCCGCCCAAUUCAACGUCACCGACCAAAUCAUCUCCCAACUCAUGCUCUCCAUCUUCGUCCUCGCAUACGCCGUCGGCCCACUAUUCCUAGGCCCCCUCUCAGAGAUCUACGGACGAACAAUCGUCCUCCAACUUGCCAACCUAUUCUUCCUCGUCUUCAACAUCGGCUGCGGCGUCUCCCAGACCAAAACCCAACUAAUCGUAUGUCGCUUCUUCGCCGGCCUAGGCGGCAGUGCCCCCCUCGCCGUCGGCGGCGGCGUCCUAUCCGACUGCUUCAGACCCGAAGAACGAGGCAAGAGCAUCGCAAUCUACAGUCUAGCCCCCCUCCUCGGCCCAGCCCUAGGCCCCAUCGCGGGCGGCUUCAUCGCCGAAAACACCUCCUGGCGCUGGGUCUUCUACUCCGUCUCUAUCGCAGAUGGUCUCAUCCAAUUCAUGGGCCUCUUCUUCCUCCAGGAAACCUACGGCCCGCGGAUCCUCCGCGACCGCGCAAAGCGCAUGCGCAAAGAAACAGGCGACACCAGCUACCAGACCGAAGCAGAGAUGCAAAAGAAGACCCUCUCCCAAGUCCUCCGCAGCGCCCUCGUCCGUCCAUUCCGCCUCCUCCUCACCCAAUCCAUCGUCCAAGUCGUCGCCUGCUACAUGGCCUACGUCUACGGGAUGAUGUACCUCGUCCUCUCAACCUUCCCCUCCCUCUGGACAAGCAAAGACUACUACAACGAAUCCAUCGGCAUCGGCGGCCUAAACUACAUCUCCCUCGGCCUGGGCUUCUGGUUCGGCUCGCAGCUCUGCGCCCCGCUAAACGACCGCAUCUACAAGCGUCUCAAGGCACGCAACAACGGCGUCGGAAGGCCAGAGUUCCGCGUGCCCCUGCUCGGCAUCGCGGCCGUCCUGAUCCCAACGGGACUGUUCAUCUAUGGCUGGACCGCGCAGACGCACCGGCACUGGAUCGCGCCGAAUAUCGGUGCUGUCCUGUUCGGCGCGGGGACUAUCAUUUCCUUUCAGUGUAUGCAGACGUACAUGGUCGAUGCGUACACGAGGUUCGCGGCGAGUGCGCUCGCUGCUAGUGCGUUUAUGCGAUCGCUCGCUGGAUUCGGGUUCCCGCUUUUCGCCCCGUAUAUGUAUGACAAGUUGCAUUAUGGGUGGGGGAAUAGUGUGUUGGCUUUUGUGGCGAUUGCGAUUGGGAUUCCGGCGCCGAUCUUUUUGUGGAAGUUUGGUGAGGUGUUGAGGAAGAAGAGUACUUAUGCUGCUGGGUAG